This is a messenger RNA of Venustampulla echinocandica, 480 nucleotides long. RefSeq lists its product as uncharacterized. The coding region runs from base 1 to 480 and encodes 159 amino acids. The transcript has a single exon. Lineage: Eukaryota; Fungi; Ascomycota; Leotiomycetes; Helotiales; Pleuroascaceae. Gene Ontology annotation, molecular function: nucleic acid binding. The record is from RefSeq and is a predicted model, not a curated record.
AUGCAAUACGGUACUCGACACCAAGGCAAAGGGGUUUCUGAUUUUUGGCAAUAUGUCUUCUUUACCGACGAGGCGUAUAUUGAUCCUUCCUCUACUAUUCAAGGGCAUAUCCUACGAGAGCAAGGCACACGUUACGAUUCUAGGAAUAUCCAAGAAAGGGGAGAAAAACAAGGGAUAAUGCUCUAUAUUGCAGCAUGGAUUAAUUGGUACUCUAAGACAGACAAAUUAGAGUUCUAUAACGACGAAACGGACUAUAUCCAAAAGCCAGAGCUCCCGCGCAAGCCUAGGAGGACAAUGUACGAGUCGACAGAUGACUUUUCUAUUAGAAUCCAGGAGUGGGAGGCAGCUCGCCUUCAUGACAAGGAGGUGAAGACAAAGGGCAACGCUAUGACUCAAAUUUACUAUAUAGAGCGUCUUUUGCCUGUAUAUAUAAAUGCAAUUCAUCAAGCACGGCAACAAAACUUGUUACGGGUUACUUAA